AUGCCUUUCAGCGAUCAAGGAGGAGGUGGAGCCGCAAUUCCAGCUUGGGAUGGCCACCCAAAAGGGUGGCGCCGCUAUGCCAGGGAAGUUGCCUGGUAUGUUCAGGGGACGAAGCACACCCAGCGUCGCUACUUGGCGACGCGCCUCAUCGGCCGACUCACGGGAUCGGCAAGACUUCUUGCGAUGUCUUGGCCCCAGUCAGAGUUUGAUAAUGACUUGGGGGUCCUGAUUUAUCUUCGCAAGCUCGCCCAGUCGCCUCUGGUUAGGAGAUCUCUUCCCAAUGCAGCAGCGAUCAUGUCACAGUAUUUCCAGUUCCGAUGGCAGCCCGGGGAAGCAAUCACCACUUUCCUUGUUAGGGAGACCCUGGGCUUCGAGGAGUUCAACGAGGCCCUGGUGAGACUUCGAGAGGAAAGGCAAGGGCUCACCAUGGAUAAGCAGUUGUUUGGGUUGGAGACGCUGUUGAAGAAGGAAGAAGAGACCAGUGAGCGAGACAAGUGGAGCGAGGAUUCAUGGUCCCGCUGGCGCCGGGGCUGGUACGAGGACGAAGACUGGCCUGAUGACACGGCCCACGGAGAUGAGGACGCCGAGGUGGCGGCAGAGGAUGUGCCGGCAGAUGGUGAGAUACGCUCUCCUUCGAGAGCGCCCCCUGAGGAUCAAGGCGGCGAGGGCCAGACGCCACCCGAGGCGGGAUCCACGACGUCUCGCCGCUCACCUGUGCGGUCACCAGAGAAGCAACCGAAGGGAGUGCAAACCGACGACGAUUCUUUCGACUCCUUCAUCCUGGAUGUCCUCCGGGGGUGGAGGCUCUUGCAGGCUGCCAGCCUUACCCUUGAAGAGCGACGCGACGUGCUAUCAUCCACGGCCAACCGGCUGGACUUUGAGUCUGUUUCGAAUGCUCUUCAGGUUCUUUGGGAUGAGCAGCUUUCGGGAGUACGUCGUCAGGGGCAUGGCUCUCAUCUUCCUGGAGGAGCUCAGGUGUUCCACUUGGACGAGGCAGCAGGCUAUGAAGCUCAAUGGCAGGAACAAGCCGCUUGGAACGACGAGCAGUGGCCUGAGGAGGCUUGGGAUGAAACUCAGUUCUAUGGUGAGAGCACCGAGCCCUGGCACAGCGAGUGGGAUCAGAUGCCACAGGAUCCAGAUCCCGACGUCUACACGGCCGCGGAGUUGGAUGACCCUUCGGUCCGGGAUGCCUUGCAGGCGGAGAGAGCAGCUGAGGCCAUGGCGGCCGAUGCUGCCAUGACAUGGAAGCGUGCACAACAGGCUACAGCAGCUGUGCGAAAGGGCAAGAACGGCAAGAACCCUCGCAUGUUCGCUGGGGUGACUGCAUAUGGCUUGGAGAUGCUUGGCUCGGGAGGUGACUUCGGCAAGGGCUGCCAC
This is a messenger RNA of Symbiodinium necroappetens, 1377 nucleotides long. Lineage: Eukaryota; Dinophyceae; Suessiales; Symbiodiniaceae. The record is from the annotation of a GenBank genome assembly.